Molecule: messenger RNA, 1203 nt
Organism: Lolium rigidum
Lineage: Eukaryota; Viridiplantae; Streptophyta; Magnoliopsida; Poales; Poaceae
Exons: 2
Coding region: 1-1203 (400 amino acids)
Molecular function (GO): protein binding
Source: RefSeq, a predicted model, not a curated record
AUGGCCUCUCAGCCGCCGCCGCCGCCUCCGCUUAAGAAAAAAUCCCCGCCACCGCCAGCCGCUCCCACCACCAUAAGCGACCUCGGCGACGACCUCCUGCGCGAGGUAUUUCUCCACCUCCCCUCCCUCCCGAGCCUCGUCCGCGCGGCUCUCGCCUGCCCCGCCUUCCUCCGCGCCGUCCGUUCGUCCCCCGCCUUCCGCCGCCGCUUCCGCGAGCUCCACCCGCCACCGCUCCUCGGCGUAUUCCUCAACAUACACGAUCCAUCAUCCAUACCCGUAUUCGUCCCCACCCGCCGCCACUCCGACCGGGACCACGCCGCCGCCAUCCGCGGCGCAGACGUCUUCUUUACCCUGCUGCCCGAAGACGAUAAUGACGUCGACCCCCAAUGGUCAAUGGAGUACUGCGGCGACGGAUUUUCUCUUCUCGUCAACUGGAAAAUCAAGAAAAUGGCCGUCUACAAUCCGCUCACACGGUCCCUGGAUCUCUUCCCCGUGCCGCCGGACGAGAUCUGGAGGGGCAUGUAUGUCGAGUUCUACAUGCUCGCCUCCGGAGACAACAACGGGCCUUUCCACGUUGUCUCCGUCUCUUGCCGAAUGCCGGGGGCGCAGGCCGCCGUCUUCUCGUCAGACAGCAAAGAGUGGAAGGUUUUCCCAUUUUCAGAGGAUGUACAUAGCUCUCUGAAUGGUACACUGGCGAACGGCUCUGUUUAUUGGACAUUACCCAGCGGGGCCAACAUCCGCGUGCUGAACACGGCCACGCUGCAAUUCUCUCAAAUCGAGCCGCCGCUGCAUACCGAAGGGCAAGAUGAAUUUAUUCCUGGCGAGACCAAAGAUGGGAAGCUCUGUCUAGUUUGCGCAGUUAAACUCAUGCUUGUUGUCUGGGCCCGGAGAACUGACAACAAUGGUGAGGACAAAUGGGUGCUGGAUAAGACAUUUUCGCUGCAGGAUGAUACGGAUAACAUCUCCCGGUAUUGUCUGGAUGAUGAUGUUUCGCUCAAUGUUGUGGCGAUUAUUGGUGGCUUUGUUUAUUUCUACACCUUCUACGCCGAAGGCGUGGCGAAGGUCUUCCUCGACAACUGCAGCGUCGAGGCCCGCAUUGAUGGCGGCAAACUAAGUGAGGCUGAUGAAGUCGUUGUCAUCGGCGUUAGCCUCCUCCAUCAUGUGCGCUACGUCGUCAUCCGUGGCGGCGUGGCCGACGGCUAA